Mucor mucedo is the source of this 1371-nucleotide messenger RNA. Its product is annotated as kinase-like domain-containing protein. NCBI's taxonomy places the organism in Eukaryota, Fungi, Mucoromycota, Mucoromycetes, Mucorales, Mucoraceae. Gene Ontology annotation, biological process: protein phosphorylation; mitotic DNA damage checkpoint signaling. Gene Ontology annotation, molecular function: ATP binding; protein serine/threonine kinase activity. The coding region runs from base 1 to 1371 and encodes 456 amino acids. The record is from RefSeq and is a predicted model, not a curated record. Gene Ontology annotation, cellular component: nucleus. The transcript is spliced from 5 exons.
AUGGUCAUUGAUCCGCCCGAGCCGGUUGCUCCCAUCACUCCACUAACUACAUCCACAGCUACAGCAACGACGGUAGUAGCAACAACACCAGUAACAACACCAGCGGCAACACCAGUGGCGACACCUGCAGCAACACCAGUAACAACACCAGCAGCAACACCAGUAACAACACCAGCAGCAACACCCGCAGCAACAGAAACAGCACCACCACACACUACUUCUGCUACUACUUUAACAGAAACCAAAAAACCUAGUAAAGAAGAAGAAGACGCACGAGUAGCAGAAGAAAUCGACCAUUUGAUGAAGACCGUGAAGGGCCUCCCCGAUUAUUACAAACUCAUAGAUAAGAUCGGCGAAGGUACUUUCAGUACCGUCUACAAGGCAUUGGAUAUCCGUCGCGAUUUAUACCAUAAUGGUGAUUGGGAGCCACAAUUGAUGGAAUCGGAGGAAGAACAAAAGACCAUGAACCAAUAUGUAGCACUGAAACGUAUCUAUCAUACGAGUAGUCCACGACGUAUUGCUAACGAGGUGUAUAUCCUUCGCAAGUUGAUCGGAAGUCCCUGUAUCUCACCCUUGAUCACGGCCUUUCGACAGCAGGAUCAGGUAUUUGUGGUGAUGCCUUAUAUCCCUCAUGACGAUUUCAAAAAGACCUUUCAUGAAAUGCCCAUGCUCGAAAUAAAAUCUUACAUGAAGGCUUUACUCACAGCACUGCAUUAUUUACAUAAACAGAAUAUCUUGCAUCGUGAUGUUAAGCCAAAUAAUUUCUUGUACAAUCGUCGAAAAAGAACGGGUUACUUGAUUGAUUUUGGACUAGCCGAGAAUGAAGAAGAAGGUAGAAAGCUGGAAGAAUAUACAGCCAAAGUAGACGCGAAAUCACAAAACAACAUGUUUAUACAAAGUAUAAUGGGUUAUGUCAAGAACGAUGCUCGACACCAAGUGAGGGCUAAUCGUGCUGGUACGCGAGGAUUUCGUGCCCCCGAGAUCCUAAUGAAAGUGACACGCCAGACCUGUGCAAUUGAUAUUUGGGCAGCAGGCGUGAUUCUUUCAUGUUUUUUGACAGGAAGAUAUCCCUUUUUUUUGGCCAACGAAGAAUCGGAUGCCAUGAUGGAACUAGCACAAAUCUAUGGAUACCGAGAAAUGAAGAAAUGUGCCAGUAGUCAUGGACGAACAUUCUCUACAAAUAUAAAUAUCCCACUUUCAAGGAUACCUUGGUUUAAACUGGUAGAACAUUUAAACAAGGAAGCCAUCCAAUCCUGGGACACCAAAGACUAUAAAGAUGCGCUUGAUUUAUUAGACAAGUGUAUGGAUUUAAAUCCAAAGACUCGAAUUACAGCUACAGAUGCAUUACAACACCCUUUUUUCUCCUCUUAA